Messenger RNA from Malaya genurostris, 903 nucleotides. RefSeq names its product cuticle protein 16.5-like. Bases 224 to 760 code for a protein of 178 amino acids. Lineage: Eukaryota; Metazoa; Arthropoda; Insecta; Diptera; Culicidae. The transcript has 2 exons. The record is from RefSeq and is a predicted model, not a curated record.
CAUACUUUGCUAAGUUACUCUUUACGCACUGGUUAAUCAAGAUUUAUUUUUGGCAACCAGUUUCGUGAAUCGGAUGUUGGUUUCUUAGAUUCUUGAACAGCACGUCGAAGAAUGAGUUUUGGUAUAAAAGACGCCUGUGGGUUGUUGGAAGGUCAGAACACACCAGUACUCGAAUCAGUAUCCACUUGUCCUUCUGCGACUAAAUCCCAAGAAAUCAACAAUCAUGAAGUGCAUCGCUGUAGUCAUGAUGGCCUUUGCCGUUGUUGCUUCGGGAGCAGGAGUCAGCUACUCAGUUCCGUUGGCCUACUCCGCUACCGUCGUUCAGCAGAACGUGGUUCCCAAGGUUGCUUAUGCUGCUGCUCCGGUUGCUUGGGGUGCUUCUCCUGUGACAUACGCUGCCGCUCCGGUUGCGUAUGCUGCCGCCCCAGUCACAUAUGCUGCUGCCCCAGUUACGUAUGCUGCCGCCCCAAGCACCACCGUUGUCCAGGCUAACGUUGUGCCGAAGUAUGCUGCCCCGGUAGCCUAUGCUGCCGCUCCUGCACUGACCUACAGCUCCAUCGAUUCGACUGUCGUCGAAGCCGCUCCAGCUGUCGUGGCCCAACCGGCUGCCGUGGUUGCCCAGCCUGCCGUCGCUGUUGUGGCCCAACCGGAAGCCCGCUACCUGGCUGCCAACCCUGGAUCGGUUCAUGAAGCUCCCCUUCCCGGACACACCGUUUCCCAGCAGUCACUGAAUCUGGAAACUGCCGCCGGAACCGUCUAAAUCUGGUCGAACGUAAAAUGAGUGUGAUAACCCCUCCUCCUCCAAUCUGCGAAAUACUGCCCACUCUUAUUGUAUGUGACUGUGCGCGUCUGGAUGGCGAUCAAUGUGAAUAAAUGUAGUUUGUUUGUAAUUUUAUUAACUUG